CUUUACGAAUGAAGUCUUAACGGUGUUGACAAAGCACUAACGUAACGGUGAUGACAUGGCAACGCCAGAUUUGAAGACAGCUCAUUUAAUCUGCCAUGUCACCAAUCACACGUUGAUAAUUCAACAGCCAUGUGGUUUAAGCUAAGAGCAUCCGCAUUAAUGAAUUGAAAAAGCAAUUGCAUUUUUAUUCUUUAUUGUCACCUCAACUAUUUUGCAAUCCAACUCACAUUCCUUUCAUUGUUCUACAUCAAUGAUAUUGUUUUGAAAUUGCACAUCUAAAGUGUAGACCUAAAAAAUAGAUUAAAAUUAUAUGAAAAAAUAAAUUUUGAUGCACAAAGGCUGUGAACGAAAUUAUUAAAAAAAAGGUUUAAUUCACCUGCAUAGCUAUAACUUUCACGAUUUUGAAAAUUAUAGCCACUUUUCAAAAAAAUACACAAUUGUAGUUACAUUUUAGAAAUUCGUUUGACAAAAUUGGCCAUUUUCGUUAGAAACUUUAACACCGUUAACAAGAUGCUGAUGUGGAUGUCACCUUAGUUCCCACAUCAGCUCCAACACACACCAAGUCAUGCCACCUGACUGCCACGUCAGAUUUUGAAUUAAAAUAAAUAAUUUAAUUUUAAUAAAAUACUCAUGGUUUCCAAACCCCAUCCUCUCCGAAGCUCCGAACUUCUCCGCCAAUCAACGACGAUCAGAUCUAGGUUUCCAAAACCCAAUUCUCCUGCCACACCCACCAUCUCCAUUAUCGACCAGAGUGAAGAUGAAAACAUCAAAACACUGCCUCUUCGCCGCACCCACCAAUAUAGCUGCCGCGAGGAAGUUUUGUCUCCUCCGACUACUCCAACUUUCCAGAUCUCGCAAAACCAAAGCUCAGAGCUCUGCCCCUUCAAUGGCGGUUCUCAAAACCGAUUUCUGGUUACCCCUACGGUGGAGAUGAGAGUUGGGUAGGAGGAGAAUAGCGGAAACAGUAAGGAGGAGAGGCGGUGGAUCAAAGGGAGCGGCGAUGGAGGAGGAUUGACGGAUGACGGACGAGGGAGGGUUUCAAAUUUGGGGAUUUUUUUUUUUUUUUCAUGGAGAGGGUUUCGUGAGAAAUACAGGGUUCCUAUCCGGAGGAAACGAGCUCUAGCAGUCAGAAUCAGGGUCAGAUCUUGGGCACCGCUCUCUCCUCCUAUUGUUCUCCCUCUGCCGCUGUCGUCGUUUCGUCGGACGUCAUCCUUUCUUCUGCUUCCAGCAAUGGUGCAUCCUAAAGUGGGAUGGAUGUGAUUGACAAAGGGAGAUCUAGAGUGAAUGAAAGCUUUGAUCGAUGGAGGGAAGGGAAUGAUGUUCUGAUGAAGUGGUUCGGUUCGUUGACUUGUUGGAGUGAACGAAGAAGAAGAAGAAGAGGGAAUUAAGGUGGGGAAGCGGCAAAGUUGGCGAACCUUGGAUCUCUCCCUCUUUCUCCCCUCGUCGUACCAAAUCCCAAAACCCACAAGAAUCCAUCUCCCAGAAAUUCGAUUGCGACCUAGAAACCUCAUCAUUUAUCCCUCUCAUCUUCCUCUCUCCAUCUCACACCACCGGCCCCACGACGAUGAAUAAAGACGGCUGGAUCUAAUCAACUUCAAAGCCUGCUCUAGCACCACUGUAAUCGGAGGGACGGAGGAGCAAUCUACUCUUUCUUGAUGACACCCCAGAUCUAGCGCUGAUAACUCGGGUAAGCGAAGAUUGUUCGUUCUCCCAUUUCUAGGGAUUUGACAACGGCGCUGGCAGCGGAUCCUAGGAACUCAACGACGGCAGAGGGUGGCAUCGCUUAGUAAUCGGAGAAGAUAAAGAAGAUGAAGAGAGACAAUCUUCGGGGGAGAUGAAUCAGCGAACGAACGGGAUGAAGAGUAAAGUGGGGAACUGGGGGCGGAUAGUUUCAGCUCCUUUUUCUUUGUUUUAUUUUUAUUUAUUUAUGUAAUUAAUUAAUUUAAUAAAAAGGGAACAUUUCCACCUGUAAUUUUUUUUGAAGAAAAUUUGCCAUGUCAUCAGAUAAUGUUAGUCCAGUCAGCAUAUCUCACUGUACCGUUAAAGUUAUUAACGGAAUGACUAUUUCUGUGUAUUUUUCAAAAAGUGGCUAUAUUUGUCAAAAUCGUGAAAGUUAUGGCUAUGUAGGUGAAUUAAUCCUAAAAAAACUCAAUAAAUGGACAAAUUUCCA
Linum trigynum is the source of this 2170-nucleotide messenger RNA. NCBI's taxonomy places the organism in Eukaryota, Viridiplantae, Streptophyta, Magnoliopsida, Malpighiales, Linaceae. The record is from the annotation of a GenBank genome assembly.